AGUCUUUCGUGCCAGGGGCUGGUGACUAGCUAGUGAUUUUUUUUUAAUUUAAAAAUAAAAUAAAAACAACAAGAUUAAAAAAACGUUUUCUUUGACCUAACUUUAACACAUUCAAGAACGCAUCAUGAGGUCGUACUUUGUGCUAGCGGCCAUCCUUCUCGCCGCCGCCUGCAGUGCUCAGGAGAGCUUCAAAUGUCCCGACGACUUCGGAUUCUACCCUCACCAAAUUUCCUGCGACAAGUACUGGAAGUGCGACAACGGAGUCGCUGAACUCAAGACCUGCGGAAACGGACUCGCCUUCGACGCGACCGACAGCAAAUUCUUGACCGAAAACUGCGACUACCUUCACAACGUAAAGUGCGAAGAGAGGACGCAGCUCGAACCGGCAAUCAGUGCCCCGCACUGCUCACGCCUUUACGGAAUCUUCGGCGAUGACGACAAAUGCGACGUAUUCUGGAACUGCUGGAACGGUGAAGCUUCCCGCUACCAGUGCAGCCCUGGACUCGCCUACGACCGUGAAGCCCGUGUCUGCAUGUGGGCCGACCAGGUCCCCGAGUGCAGGAACGAUGAGGUUGCCGGAGGAUUCACCUGCCCAGCUGCCGGCGAAGUUAGCGGAGCUUCCGGAAGCUUCUCCAGGCACGCUCAUCCCGAAGACUGCAGAAAGUAUUACAUCUGCAUGGAGGGUGUUGCCAGGGAAUAUGGUUGUCCCAUUGGUACCGUAUUCAAAAUUGGCGACAGCGAUGGCAGCGGCGCCUGCUCAGAACCCGAAGAUGUUCCCGGAUGUGAGGAUUACUAUGGAGAAGUCGAUGUGAAGGCUCUGCGUAAGCUGGGAUUCAGAAAAUAGAACACUGUAGUUCCAACCAUCACUGACGAAGCUCAAGCAAAUGCAAAAGAAGAUAAAACCGUCUGUAACAGUACUGUUUUACUUAACCUCCAUUUUAUGUAAACUGCAUCUCUGGUCACGCUCUCUAGCUGUUGCAGCCUUCUCGCUGCAGUUCUCAUGCAUUUUUUGCCUUAUUUUAUGCAUUAUUAUUAUUAUCAUCCUUAUUAUGAUAUUAUUAUUAUUUUUAUUAUUAUUAUUAUUAAGAAACUACUCCCAGAAAAAUAAUCAUGUUAAUCGAAUAGACGUUUAUCUGUUCGUGAACCUGAUAAGACAAUUUAUUUGCUGUGAAGUUCAAUUUUUAUCAAUCUUGAAUAAAAUUUAGUAACCAAAGUAAAUGAUUGAUUGACGAAUUUUCUUCGGCUAAAUAAAUUUUUUAACAGGUACAGCAUUAGAUGAUAAAUUUUUUUCUGGGUGUAGGUGUUGAUAUGUUGUAAAUAAAUUGAAGAAACUUAAUGAAAAAAGUAAGAUGACUCGAAAAAACUUAUUUAUUCUCAAAGCAUUUCGUUAUUUAGUUAUACGAUACUUUUUUAUCAAACGCAAAUAUCGCGCAGUUUCAAAACCAAAAUUUUACAUUUACAUGAAUAUCAACGGAUUCAUUCAAAUCUCCUGGCACAUUUCUUUUCCCGUAAAACCAAUGUCGUCUACAACAUGCAGAGUACGCUAUAUCUAGGUAUACAAAUAUGCGGAAAUAUCGUGUGCAACGUAAACAAUCUUUACACAUUUCUAGCUUCGCGAAUAUUUUCGACAGAACAGUACUCAAACAUUAUUGCACGCAUUAGUGGUUUAUGAUCGGUAGGUUUAGAAUGAACCCGCCACACGAAAUACUUCAACUCUCUCUGAAGACAGACGCUAAUAAUCU
Molecule: messenger RNA, 1742 nt
Organism: Neodiprion fabricii
Lineage: Eukaryota; Metazoa; Arthropoda; Insecta; Hymenoptera; Diprionidae
Gene: Gasp
Product: protein obstructor-E
Exons: 4
Coding region: 125-844 (239 amino acids)
Cellular component (GO): extracellular region
Molecular function (GO): chitin binding
Source: RefSeq, a predicted model, not a curated record